UAAUGUUCCUUUCUAAAUAGCAUUUUAAUGCGAGUGACUUUACAGCCACAAAUUAAUGAUUCAUCACAUCUUUGUCAUGGGAAAACCGAGGCUGAGAUAAAAAGAGAAUUGGCCAAGAUGACAGAGUAAGUCACUUGCAAAGCAGGAAAAGCAUUCCUCGGUUCAGUGUCUGUGAUGCCUAUCGCACAAAGGCUUCUCCAAGACUGAAAGGCCAAACACAAAAAAAAAUGCUGCUGCUUUUUUUUUUUUUUGUCUGAGAUUGGAAGUGGUUUUAAAAUAAUUUUGAAGUUAUUUGAAGUAUAUCCUGGAGUUGAAAUUCUGCUCUCAGGCACAGCUUGAGAGGAAGGUUGUGCUGAAAUCAUUGCAAACCACUCCUGAGGCUCAUAAAAGCAUUCAGGCUGUAAGUGUGCAUUUUCUGAUUUACCACACGUUGGGACUUGCUGGCUAUUGACAGAAGCAAAGUAGCUUCAUGAGGAGGGGCAGAGCAAGCUGAAAAAGACAAACACAAAGAAUCUGGGAAGUAGGUUCAGGCUUUGCCUUGUGCUGCAGAUUCUUCAAUGAGAGAAAACUGAAGGCAAAGCUGUAGAAAGUGGCCUUCUGGAGCUGUUCAAGUGAAUAUCCCUGACCUGUUUUGGCCACAGCCAGGUUGGUUGAAUGGGAACAGUGUAAAACUGCCUCAGAGGCCAUACAGAAGUGCUCACACAGGGCAUUUUGCAUUGGUUCAGGAAAUUGUACUGCUCUUUGCGUUGUAAUUUUGUUACUUUCAGGAAGCAGGAUGGGAAAUGCAGGGGAAUCCUGGAGCAGGAGGAUGGAAAUGGGUCAAAAUGCCUCAGGGUUAGCUGAGGUAAAAAUAUUAUUUUCCAGCUCUCCUUGGGCGUGAUAGUUAGCACUAAAAAUAGCCAAGUUAAAAGCUUCUGGUUGGCACUUGGGGCUGACUGAGGCUGGAUUUAAUUAAUAGCCCUUGAGUAAAUUUAUCAUUAGUGCAUUAUGUGUCUGCAGAGCGCUCAUCUGUCUUUUGAGGAGGGGGAAUAUGCCUCAGGUGUCUUUGCUUGAACAGAACCUGACGGCCUAGCGGAUUGAUAGUGGCCAAGGAACCUUUCGCCCUGUGGUUGAUCAAGUUAAAUACCAGCUGGGUAAAUACGAGUGAGAUUUUCAUUAUCCAACAGCCCUCUGGGAGACAGGCUGAUAUUAGAGGUGAUUCUGUGAGGGCCGUGAGUUUGCAGGAUUACGGUGGGAAGCCGGGAACUAACGAGGUGCAGAGGCUGAACGGUCUGCCACCUGGAGCAGCAACCUUCCUCGGUCAGAUCUGAGGCUCUCUGGGGAGGCAGUGUGAUGAAAUGGAUCGGGCUGCUGCUGCUGCAGCUGCUGCUGCUGCUUUGCAGCCAGAUGGAGGCUCUCAUUUUGCAGUAUUGUUCAUCUCCUUCUUUCUUUUUUUUUUUUUGUUUGUUUAAAGAAAAAAUGCUGACUAAGAAAUGAGCCCUGUUAAUAUGCACUUCCUACCAGUCAGAUGAUUUUGGAAGAGAGGGAUUGCUGAGCUUACUUUUGGGGAUCACAAGGGGGAUAAACAAAUUUGCAGUUUACUUCCACAAAAUCCCAGAAGGCUGGGGUGGGAUGGGACCUCUGGAGGCCACCUGGCCCAGCUCCCUGCUCAAGCAAGGCCACCUAGCACAGGUUCCCCAAGGCACGUCCAGGCAGAUUUUGGAGAUCCUAGGAGGGAGACUGGGCAGCCUCUGCCAGUGCCCCAUCACCCACACAGCACAGAAGUGCUGCCUGGUGUUCAGAGGGAACCUUCUGUGUUCAGUUCAUGCCCACUGCCUCUUGUCCUGGCACUGGGCACCACCAAAAAAGAGCCUGUCUUCAUCUUCUUUGCAAAAUCCUUUCAGGUAUUUAUAAACAUUGAUGAGAUCCCCCCUGAGCUGCCUUUUCUCCAGCCUGAACAGUCCCAGCUCCCUGAGAGGAGAGGAGAGGUGCUUGGGUCCUUUCAUCACUUGGUAGCCCCACACUGGACUCUCCCCAGUACGUCCAGGUCUCUCUUGUACUGGGGGGUCCAGAACUGGACAGAAUAUUUCAGGUACAGCCUCACCAGCUUUCAUUCAUGCUGUUUGCCUGCCUGGUUGCCAGUUUUCUGCUGCCACAGAAGGAGGGGAAGAAGUACGGAAUAGUUCUCGAUGCUGGAUCCUCACGGACUACGGUCUAUGUCUAUGAAUGGCCAGCAGAAAAAGAAAACAACACGGGAGUCGUGAGCCAAACCUUCAAGUGCAACGUGAAAGGCCCUGGUAUAUCCAGCUAUGAGAAUAACCCAGGAGCCCUUGCCAAACCCCUUGAUGACUGUCUGAAAAAAGUCAAGGAGCGAAUCCCCGUUCAUCUGCAUAAAACCACUUCUGUUUAUCUGGGGGCUACAGCUGGCAUGAGACUGCUGAGGUUGCAAAACGAAACAGCAGCCAAUGAAGUCCUUGCGAGCAUUCAGCACUACUUCAGAGCACAACCUUUCGAAUUUAGGGGCGCGCAAAUCAUAACUGGAACAGAGGAAGGGGUGUACGGAUGGAUAACAGCCAACUAUUUAAUGGGCAAUUUCUUGGAGAGAAACCUUUGGAGGACAUGGGUCCAUCCAUACAGAAAGGAGACCAUGGGUGCCCUGGACCUUGGAGGAGCUUCCACCCAAAUUUCAUUUAUCCCGGAGGUCUCUCAGGAGAACUUCAAUAGCACCUUGCAAGUGAAGUUGUAUGGUUACAACUACAAUGUCUACACUCACAGCUUCCAGUGCUACGGGAGGGAUGAAGCAGAGAAAAGGCUUUUAGCAUUGUUGCUCCAGAAAUCAAGCACCAGCUCCAGCGUGGAUAAUCCGUGUUACCCUCGGAAUUACAACACUGCAUUAACGGUGAAGUACUUUUGUGGCAGCCUCUGCACGCAGUCCCUGAGACCAGCAAAUUAUUACCCAAACCAGUCUGUGAGCUUCCGUGGAACUGGAGACCCAGGUCUGUGCCAGGAGAUGGUUUCGUUACUGUUCAACCUCACUGCUUGCAAGAACCAAGAAGACUGUCCAUUUGAUAGAGUCCAUCAGCCAAAAGUUAAAGGGAAUUUUGUGGCUUUCUCAGGAUUCUACUACACAAUUAAUGCUUUGAAUUUAUCCGAUCAUUUUUCUCUAGCUGACUUCAAUACAAGUAUGUGGUAUUUCUGUUCACAGAACUGGACCCAGCUCCAAUUCAUGCUUCCUAAAUUUGAAGAAACAUAUGCUAGAUCCUACUGUUUUUCAGCCAAUUUCAUUUACUACUUGCUCAUACAUGGCUACAACUUUGAUGAAGGAAAUUGGGCACAGAUACAUUUUCAAAAGGAGGUUGGUAACAGCAGCAUAACCUGGUCACUCGGCUACAUGCUGAGCCUCACAAACAUGAUUCCAGCAGAAAGCAAGAUGAUCCAGCUACCUCUGAAACCUCCUUUGUUUGCUGGGCUCCUCAUCCUCCUCACAGCUACGGCACUGUUGUGUCUUCUCUUCCUUGUUUACGUGUGUAUCGUGUCACGUAAUCGGAAGGACAUCAGUCGUGUGGAAUACGUGUUUACUCCAGAAUGAGUGAACUUGACUGCAGGCUGAAAGAAGAAUCUUCCGUGCCGUGAAGUUCUGUAGGACUUUGUUGUUGAAGAACCCAGGGAGAGGUUAAGACAGGCAACAAGCCCUGAAAAGACCAGAGGCGUAAAUAAAGGAGACAAAAGGCACUCAGGAAUCUGUGAUAUGGCGAACUGGAGUGCUUUUGAAAUGUUUUGGCAGUUGUUUCUGUAAAACUAGUUUGUCCAGUGCGAGGCAGAUAAAGCAAGGGCAGCUAUGCCACUUUGCUUGUUGAGGUUUAAAUAGCCUCUUCUUGUCAGGUCUGUCUGAAUUUUUGUCCAUUAACUCUGUGCUAACAGGUAAAAUCAGACGGGGAUGUAUUGGAUCAACGAUGGCAGUUGUUUAAGAUAAAACUGAAGAGUGAGCCAGUGAAAACUGUGGGAGAAGAGAAUGUAGUGGCUGUUCUUGUGUAGUGCUGACACAAAUCCCCCGAACAAUCCAGCUUCUGAAACUGGAACAAAGGCUGGGUAAUCACAGACCGAGGGGAACAGCACAGCUGGGACAGAGUUGUUUUUAUUGCUAUUCCAAACCGAUUGAGCCCUGCCACAUGAAGGUGUAGUAAAUUGCCAACAUCUGCCAAGUCCAUGUUAAAGCUGAGCUAUAUUUUUGGUACCACUGAGACCUCAGAAUGCCUCUGUUACUGCACUUAAGGUUUGCUUUGAAGGUGGAACAAAAUCUUUUCAGGCUUCAGUAAUGAAACCUAAUUUAAAUGCAUCACAGUUACCUCCAGAAACCUGGAGUGUUUUUAGUGUCUUUUUUUCUCUAAUAUCCUCAACAGAAACAUUUCUUGUAGUUCCUCCUGCUGCCUUGUAUUUCCCGUGUCCUGUGCUCUCAGUUGCAGUCUGUACCAGCUUGUCACGUACGUAUCAUUUUGUCUGCCUUGGAUCUUCUGAAGCAUUAGCAUGAGUACGCCAAAAUUUAAGCCCUUCAUUCCCGGCCAAGAGGAUUGGGAGCCAAGCUGUAGGCCAGCAGAGCUCCCUUUGUGUAGCGGGUUCAGGAACGUGUAGCUGCAGUCCCAGCUGCUGCCCUCCGCCGUAGUGCCUUCACCAGCCCUUCCAUGCUGUUUCCACCACAAUUUUGCCUGCUGGUCCUUCACGGGCAGUGCCUCUUUCCUCUCUCUGACUUUUGUGUAGCUUUGGCUUCUGAACAAAGCCUCAGAAAUGACUCCUGUGUCAUCUGCCAUCUCUUCCACUGGCACAAUGUUUUUAUUCUGUUUUUAUUCAUUCCUCUUAACACUGCCUUGACAUCAUCUGUGAAGCUGUGAGGGAGAAACUGUAUCUGAAGGGCUUUGGAGCUGGCAAGGAAGAGGUUGUUGUGCUGUUCAGGACCUGCAGGAAGAGAAAAAGCAUCUCCACUUCUCUUCUGUCCUUCUACAACCUCCUUUUGCCCAGGUUCACUACCUACACGGAGCUGCGUUCACCCACCAUAUUCCCCCAACUAUCCUACAAACAGCCGCUGCCAAACAUUUUGAUACAUUCCUCCUUUUCCUUCCUCUCCAGGAUUGCUCCCCUCUUCGUGUAUUUACCCUUGCAUCUCUGCUUCUCUGAAGGUAUGGCUACCCCUUUCUUGCACUGAAAUUUUCAGCGUGAAGAAGUGUAAACUAAAAGGAGGUUGCUGUACUCAGCAUCUAUUGGUAACUGGCCCACUUACGGGUUGCAGCUUCCACACAGAUUUUUGCAUGUAAGAGAUCUUAUGUGCUGAUGCAUACACUCAAAAUUCAAAUUAACAUCGAAUUAUGAAUUCCAAUGGCAUAUUGGCUGCUUUCUAUCCCGACUUCAAGUAUUUCCAGUGUUGAUUUGGUUGUGAGACGCUCAGAAUUCAGCCUUCUUAUAUGCCCUUACUGUAUCAGUAUGACAGCCACCUGAUUGAGAACUCAGCCUUGUGUCUCCUACCGGUUUUAGCUGGGAAAGCUGACAAGGUUGAACUUCAGCACCACUGUAGCUUGCAGCUUCUUCUCAGCCAGCACCACGAUCAAAAAAAAAAUAAAUAAAAAAUUGCUCAGACACGGCCAGCUUGGCUGUCUUUGGCUGUGGUGGCUACGUCUGGAGGAGUGGCGGAGCAGUGGGGCUGGUCACCCUACCUAAAUCCGCCCCGAGCACGAGUCAGAACCCGAUCAUGGGGUGUAACACCCGGUCACCUGGAAGUGAACAGGUGCCGUGGGGAGCCAGUGAAGUGAACAGUGUUUACAAGCAUGUACAAACUCCAGCUCGUGUAUCUUUUGUACUCUUUACUGCUUGCUUACAAAGGUUAAUAAAAUUAAAUGGUGAAAAGCUAA
Molecule: messenger RNA, 5876 nt
Organism: Anas platyrhynchos (mallard)
Lineage: Eukaryota; Metazoa; Chordata; Aves; Anseriformes; Anatidae
Source: RefSeq, a predicted model, not a curated record